CACAGAAACACACUUAGGCAAAAAAAUUAAGGAAUUUAAAACACGCAGCUAUACCUAAUUAACUAGAGCCUCGUAUAUCCUAAGGUUUUAGACUUAUAUAGUUAUUAUGGGUUCAUUUAGUUCUAAUAAGCUAGUUAUGAUUGGUUUGUUCCUCCUUAUCCUUGUGUUGGGUAGUGCCAAUGCAUCACUUUCCACAGAAUUCUAUUCAAGUUCAUGUCCAAAACUCCUUGACACUGUGAAAUGCACAGUGGAAGCUGCCAUCAAAAAAGAGACUCGCAUGGGUGCUUCUCUCCUACGUUUGUUCUUCCAUGAUUGCUUUGUUAAUGGAUGUGACGGUUCAAUUCUUCUGGAUGAUACAUCAAGCUUCAAAGGAGAGAAGAAUGCGGGUCCCAACAAGAACUCUGCCCGCGGAUUCGAAGUGAUCGACGCCGUCAAGUCCGCCGUUGAGAAAGUCUGCCCUGGUGUUGUCUCCUGCGCUGACAUCCUCGCCAUCGCUGCCAGAGACUCCGUCAAGAUCCUUGGAGGGCCCGAGUGGGAUGUAAAACUUGGAAGAAGAGAUGCAAGAACAGCCAGCCAAUCUGCUGCCAACAACGGGAUACCAGCACCAACUUCAACCCUAAAUCAAUUAAUCUCAAAAUUCGGGGCACUUGGACUUUCUACCAAGGACUUGGUCGCAUUGUCUGGUGGUCACACAAUUGGACAAGCAAGGUGUACAACCUUCAGAUCCCACAUCUACAAUGAGACCAACGAGUUAGUAACAUCCUUUGCUCAAACAAGGCAAUCAAACUGCCCUAGGGCAUCCGGUGUGGGGGACAACAACCUCGCCCCCCUCGAUCUUCAGACACCGGCGUCAUUCGACAACCACUACUUCAACAACCUCGUCGACCGAAAAGGCCUCCUCCAUUCCGACCAGCAACUCUUCAACGGAGGAUCCACUGACUCCAUUGUUCGCGGCUACAGCUCAAACCCUAGCUCUUUUUUCGCAGAUUUUGCCAGUGCCAUGAUCAAGAUGGGAGACAUAAGUCCCCUCACUGGAUCCAAGGGAGAGAUUAGAAAGAAUUGCAGGAGUGUGAACUAAUUAAGUCAAGAAUCCAACUAUGAAACGUGUUAUUACUUGCCUAUAUUUUGUGAGGUGAAAAUUUAAAUGCAGAUAAUUUUAGGUGAAGUUGAUAGUUGAGAAUUUUUAAAUAAUUUGAUAUUUUUUACUAAAUUGUCAUUUAAUGACUCUCAGCCAUCAACUUCACGUAAAGUUAACUGCAUAUUUUCACUUUUUUUUUGUGAGCUGUUGACUAAAUUAUAACUAGCUAGUGGGGAAAAAAAAAUCCUAGCUAGAAUUGGUUUGCUUGUGUUUUGAAUUUUGUUAUUCCAAGUGUAACUGUGUGCCUUAUUGUGUAUUUGUUUUAUUAUCACUUUACUUCCAAGUGCAAAUGUUUAAGUUGAUAGCUAUACAAUUUUAAUUGUGA
Molecule: messenger RNA, 1463 nt
Organism: Arachis duranensis
Lineage: Eukaryota; Viridiplantae; Streptophyta; Magnoliopsida; Fabales; Fabaceae
Product: peroxidase P7
Exons: 4
Coding region: 107-1078 (323 amino acids)
Biological process (GO): response to oxidative stress; hydrogen peroxide catabolic process
Molecular function (GO): peroxidase activity; heme binding
Source: RefSeq, a predicted model, not a curated record